This is a messenger RNA of Amoebophrya sp. A120, 3298 nucleotides long. The record is from the annotation of a GenBank genome assembly. Lineage: Eukaryota; Dinophyceae; Syndiniales; Amoebophryaceae.
AAGUAGACUUCAGUCGUGCGAAGUGGUAUAUUAUCGGUGAAAUUAAAAUUGAAGAAACGCUAACAGCAAACGUCCAACUCUGAAAGUAACUCGGUUUCGUGCAACAUCAGAUACAAGCUCGUACAUAUUACUCUGACAGAAUCUGUUUCUCGUCGAACACUCGCACUUUUCAGUCGAAGAUUAUUUGUGAUUCGUCUUCCAAACAAUGAAUUUAUUUCUUCCGCAGCUUUUGCCUACCCCGGUUUUUGUUUUAUGUCCCUCAUCCACACCCAUUCCCAGAAAGUUUCAAUCAAUAGGCUCGCAUCUCCUGUUCGAGGAGGAGUGCCAUAACUUGUGCAUGCCACAUUUUGAUUUUUUUAUUUCUACUGGUUUGGCUUUUUCAUCUUUGUUACUAGUUCACGAGAAAUCUUCUCUUAAUACCCUUAAGUAAUUUAUUUACCCUUGAGUUGUUCAUACUCAUCUCUCGGAACAACAUCUGCUUUCCAGCGCUUGGCGUUGGCUUUCCGACCACCUUCAACCUGAUCUAGUCCGAUCGCAAGGCAAUUAAUAUCAACCACCAAAAGACUCAGAUAGGUAGGUAUGCCGUACUCGGACUCUUCCAGCGACGACGAGGCCGCCAUGGCCCGGCUGGCGACUUUGGCGCGCAUGGCCGAGGAGGACGAGAACGGGCCGCAACAGGAAGAGGCCGUGGAGUCCAGCGAGGAGGAGGAAGAGGAGGAGGAGCCAGAGGAAAUUGACCCGGAGGUGCUGGCCUUCGAGGCUCGUAAGGCGGCCAAGAGCGGGUUCGGAAAAGGGGGCGAGGACGAGGACUACACGUUGGAGAGAGACGGCGUGGUGCGGUAUUGCGAGGAAAAAUCCCGCCUCCCCAUAUCGAAAAGGAAACUUGUGAUGCUGGAUUUGCGUACACAAAUCGACUUGCAUUGCUAGAAUGCCAAGAGACGCAGUUGUGGCCUGAACUGCAGGAAGUUUGUCAUGCUGUUUUCCACUUCCAGUUGCCUCCUCUCAUGCUGAAAGUGCAAGGCUUUCCCACGCCAGCCAGCACUACAGUCCGCAUCUUUUGCCUUCUAGCAUGAAAACGUGACUUGUGGUAGCAAAUCAUGCUACACAAAUCUCCGUUUUAGUAUGGAGUGGGGGCUUUUUUCACUUUGAUGUGCGGCAUCUGGCCCGCCCGCAUUUGGAAUACUGGACCAAGCAGCAGCGACAGGAGGAGGCGGACGCUGAGGAGCGGUUAAAGUGGAUGAAGGCGGAGGAAGAGGUAUCGUGUGGAAAAACGUUUCCACCUCAUAGACAGGUUGGGAAAUCUGCUAGACAAAUCACGAAUUUUUGGCUGUUGCGCAUGACAUCGAAUUUGGACUCGUUGCAAGAGUAUGUAGUCGUGUAUAGUUCGCGUAACGGCAUCACAGUAGCAUAUAAACAUGCUGAUUUCAGGAUCACACAUCUCGUCCCAACGCCACAACUCGAAAAUGGUUCUCAUGGUCCUCCCCAUGAGAAACAUUUUACAUGCAGAUUUGCAUAUACAGCUCUGGGGUGGACACAUUUUUACACUGGGAUAACACGCAAUGGAGCGCGGGGACGCGGACGUGAUCGCGAAGGUCCGGGCAAGGGAGCGGAAGCUGAUGCUGGAGAACGCGAAGAACACGAUGGCGCGGCGCGCCGCGGAGCGGACGAAGCUAGGGCAGCAGCUGGGCAUGGAAAUCGUGACGGAACGACAACGGAAACGGCGUGCGGACCUGCGGAAGGAGCAGCGGCACGCGCAGGCGAAGCGGGACACCUUCGUGAAACAGGUGAAGACCGGACUGUACGAGUUUUUCUUCGGGUGGACGCGGGUGAUUACCGAGCCCACGGAGAAAACCCGGCACGCGGCGCAGUCCACCUGGGAAAAUUUGCCGAACUACUACGCCGUGCAGGUCGAGAUGGGGUUGAUCGAUGAAAAAGAGAAAAUGCAGAUCGAGCACGACAUCGAGGUGGAGCAGAACGUGUUGCAACGGGUGAAAUUAAACGAGGACAAGUCGGACAAGCUGCACCACAAGAUCCUGCCCUUCACCGCACCCGUGGUGUCCUCCGAUAACACCUACGAACCGAACAACCGGUUGGUGAACCUGAAAGCGCAGCACUUCACGGCCGAGCCGCCCAAGUUGUCGCUGCCGCAGUGGCCGAAGCACACGCGGUAUCAAAUGCAAAUAUGUCUGGGUCUGGAAGGAUGCAACUUGUGAUGCUACCUUUUAACUCUACAUAAAAUCUGUAUUGCAUGAACAGCAAAAGAGGUGUAAUUUGUGCUACGCGGAGAGGGCAUUUCUCAUGCGGAAUGAGCAUCAGAAAACCCUCGCAAAAUCUCUGAUGCUAGGGCAUGCAUCACAGACCUCAUGGGUCAUGCAAAAUCUGCAUGACAAACUCCUGCAUUCUUCCGGACCCAGACAUUUUUGCAAUCCAUACGCGCAUGGUGAAGACCCCGGAAUUAGCGAAGCAGACGGAGGAGAUCCGGUUUUUCAAAAAGUACGAGGAAAGAAACAAGUAUUUAUCCAAAGUCGACGUCGCGCAAGUGCCGCCCUACUUGCCGGAAAGCUCGAAGAUUUUGUAUAGCAACGCGCCGACGACGUAUACCACGUUUCUGGUGAACCCCGCCGACGACGCGUACCACAAGGAAGCGUGGAUCCGCCGCGUGUCUCGGAAGCACGAGGGUUUUUUCUACUGGGUAAACACCGUAACGGGCGAAACGAAGUGGGACGACGGAAAGUUUCCGCUGAAGGACGACAAGUACUUCGAGGCCACACCGUGGCAGGAAUACGGGAAAAAGGAGAAGCAGAAGAAGCAGGACAAGAUUGACGCGGAGAACCGGCGAAUCCGCCUGGAAAAAGAGGCGGAAGAGGAGCGGCUACGCGUCAUUGAAACGGAACGGAUCUUGGCCGAGUCCCGCGCGGAGAUGGAGGAGAAGGCACCGAAAUCAUCGGAAAGUUCCAGACCACGGAGCAGGAAUAGGAAGAAGAAAAAAGGGGCAAAGAACAAUUCAUCUUCCGAGGAUGACAGCGACGAUAAUGAUGUCUCGGGGGGAAAACAAGUGGUGACCAUGAAUAGGGGGCGGCCGGGCAACGACGACAGUGAAGAUGAGAGUGAUUGAGCAGAAGUCUUCACUUUAUAGAUAGAGGCUACUUGCUUAGGAUGUCGGUGUUCGCAAACUACACGAUUCAUUGUUGUGUCUGUUUUCUCGAAUGAUUGGAGUCGUUUGACUAUGUCGAGCCAACAUCUUCACAACUACACGAUGCGCACUAAUGCUCUUGGGAAAAAUAAAAAAGUCAAUUGG